AUGAGCAAACAGAACACGAGCUCACUCUACUAUAGUGGACAGUUUCCCUCCCGCUAUGCGAUGAAGGUGCCAUCGAACAUAUCAGCGGUUCUUCUGUGCCUCCUCUACGGAGCAGUAAAUAGCCAAUCGAAUGAAUCAUUGUUGUGCAUUGGCAACACUUUUGUCACCAGAUUGGUGACCGUGAUCCUCGAUAGAAACAGAGAAUCGAUCCGGAUCAACGAACCGAACAGCCUCGGGAACGCAACCCAGAACAUCGGUCUUUUCGUUCUGAAGAACGCGAGAGCCUACGGCAUAUGGCGGGCUCAAUUCCACGGAGAGGUACAAGUGAAUUGCAACAACGUGAAGAGGCCGAGUUUGGCGAUUGUUAAGGUACCCAUACAAAUAGCGGAUGCCGCUUUCGCCUUCGAUUACAUUCUGCCGGGACACCUCGCCUACGGGAAGAUCAUCGUUACCUCCGACUUUCUCGGUCAGAUCGCGACUCUGGAAGUGCCGCUGAAGCGUGGCACGGAUGAUCGAGUUCUCAUCACCGGAAUCGAGUUCUACCGUGCCGAUGACUUCAAAAUCUCCUUCACGGGCUUGAGUUUCCUGACUCGUGGUCUCAGUAGCGCGCUUUGGGCGGCUUAUCGAGUCGUGCCUCAGAUCCCUCUCCAACUCUAUCGCUCACUCGCGCUCAGAAGCGUGCAAGAUUAUAUCGACAAUAACCCGCUACCCUUCUGA
Galendromus occidentalis (western predatory mite) is the source of this 717-nucleotide messenger RNA. RefSeq lists its product as uncharacterized. Lineage: Eukaryota; Metazoa; Arthropoda; Arachnida; Mesostigmata; Phytoseiidae. Bases 1 to 717 code for a protein of 238 amino acids. The transcript has 3 exons. The record is from RefSeq and is a predicted model, not a curated record.